Messenger RNA from Phragmites australis (common reed), 1758 nucleotides. Its product is annotated as aspartyl protease family protein At5g10770-like. Gene Ontology annotation, molecular function: aspartic-type endopeptidase activity. Bases 87 to 1475 code for a protein of 462 amino acids. Lineage: Eukaryota; Viridiplantae; Streptophyta; Magnoliopsida; Poales; Poaceae. The record is from RefSeq and is a predicted model, not a curated record. The transcript is spliced from 2 exons. Gene Ontology annotation, biological process: proteolysis.
UCUCUCUCUAUAUAAAGGCCAGAGAGCGCCAUGGCCUGACCUCACUGCACGGCCUCAAGAGGAAGCUUCUUUCGGCUGGGAACGCCAUGGAGCUGCUUCCUCUUCUUCUGGCUUGCUCCCUUCUGUUCACCGUUGCGACUCCGGUCAGGGACGUCACCGACGCCUGCACCUCGCAAGUCAAUGAUUUCCAGCACCUCAACGGCUCGGGCCUCCACCUGACGCUGCACCACCCGCGGAGCCCCUGCUCGCCGGCGCCGCUCCCGUCUGACCUCCCAUUCUCCACCGUCCUCACCCACGACGAUGCCCGCGUGGCCCACCUCGCCUCGCGCCUCGCAAGUAAGACCCCGGGUCCCCGGCGCCCGACGUCGCUCCGCAAGAAACCCGCCGUCGCCGGUAGCCUCGCGGACUCGCUGGCCGUCUCCGUGCCGCUAACGCCGGGCGUGUCCCUGGGCGUCGGCAACUACGUCACCCGCCUGGGCCUCGGCUCGCCUGCAACCUCCUACGCCAUGGUCGUGGACACGGGUUCCUCGCUCACCUGGCUGCAGUGCUCCCCGUGCUUGGUCUCGUGCCACCGCCAGGAAGGGCCGCUCUACGACCCCCGGGCGUCCAGCACCUACGCCUCCGUGCCGUGCUCGGCAUCCCAGUGUAACGAGCUCCAGUCUGCCACGCUCAACCCGUCCGCCUGCUCCGUCUCCAACGCCUGCAUCUACCAGGCCAGCUACGGCGACAGCUCUUUCUCCGUCGGGUACCUGAGCAAGGACACCGUCUCAUUCGGCACCGGCAGGUUCCCCAACUUCUACUACGGCUGUGGCCAGGACAACGAGGGGCUCUUCGGGAGGUCGGCGGGGAUCAUCGGCCUCGCGCGCAACAAGCUUUCGCUGUUCUACCAGCUCGCGCCCAGCCUUGGCUACUCCUUUUCCUACUGCCUCCCAACGUCGGCGUCUUCGGGGUAUCUCUCCAUCGGGUCCUCCAACCCAGGGCAGUACUCGUACACACCCAUGGCAUCGAGCUCGCUCGACGGCUCGCUCUACUUCAUCAACCUGGCGGGGAUGUCGGUUGGGGGGAGCCCGCUGGCGGUGUCGCCGUCGGAGUAUGGCAGCCUGCCGACGAUCAUAGACUCUGGCACGGUGAUCACGCGCCUGCCGACGAGCGUGUACAACGCGCUGAGCAAGGCGGUGGCCGCGGGCAUGGGCGGGACGCCCCGCGCGCCCGCGUACUCCAUCCUGCACACGUGCUUCCAGGGUCAGGCGUCGCAGCUGCGCGUGCCGUCCGUUGAUAUGACCUUCCGGGGCGCCGCGACGCUGAAGCUGGCGACGCGGAACGUGCUCAUCGACGUGGACGACUCCACGACGUGCCUGGCGUUCGCGCCCACGGACAGCACGGCGAUCAUCGGCAACACCCAGCAGCAGACGUUCAGCUUUGUCUACGAUGUUGCCCAGUCCAGGAUCGGCUUCGCGCCCGGCGGUUGCAGCUGAAGGGUGAACUGCACGCAUGGAUGCCGAGUUUGGUCAUGGUAAAGCUUGGUGGUUGAAUUUGCAUAAACAUGUAACUGCAUAUGGAAGUUAAUGAAGAUAAGUGUUACAUGUUACUACAGUCACUGGCAAAUUGUACAUCAUUUAUAGGUAAAUUGGAGUGUUUGGGUUUCUACAGUUCAUUGGAAGUGCUUCAACAAUUGUAAGGUCAAAAAACAAGUGUAAUAGCUCGAAGAUUUGGUCUAUUGGUUAUGUUCUUGUUAAGGCAAGCCCUUCGUUUAUUUAA